AUGUCAUCGUUUAAUAAGGGAUUGACUUUGGAUUCGUAAGUAAAAUACUCCAAAGUGGUCUUUGAAAAUAAGUCAAACUCAAAUAUCUUUUUUGAGGAUUCAUCAGUUGAUCUAGGAAUUUCCUCAGCUCGAUCAUCAAAUAAAAAGCAUCAUUAAAUUGCAGCUGAUCUUUUGAAUAGAAAUCCUUUGAAAGGAGAUACCUUGCCUGAUCAAAACACAGUUUCUCGUAAAAAGGCAGUAGAGUACAAACCCUCUAAAAUCUUAGAAGAUUUGAAUAAAAAGCAGCUAUUUAUGCAUAAUGAAAUGAAAAGUUUAGAGGAAAUGAAAAAAACCAGAAAAUAUAAAGUUAUGGAAUAGAGACUUAAAAGUUCAGUAUUUGAUUCAUUUAUAAAACAAGACGAUCUCAACUAAACAGAAACAAAAGCUUUAAGAGCUCAAGGAACAUUCAAUUAAACCUCAAAAACUUAAAUGAACUCAUUGCUAUCAUACAAAGGAGUGCCUAAGUUUAGAGAAGAAUAAAUUCAAUCUAAGAUCAAUUAGGAAAGUCACAAAGACGCUUUGAAAAAUACUCUAUAAUAAAUUAUCAACAUGAAAACUCAGCCUAAAAUGACAAAGAGCAAGGAAUUAGCUUCCAAUAUUUUUUGA
This is a messenger RNA of Stylonychia lemnae, 645 nucleotides long. The record is from the annotation of a GenBank genome assembly. Lineage: Eukaryota; Ciliophora; Spirotrichea; Sporadotrichida; Oxytrichidae.